Molecule: messenger RNA, 1179 nt
Organism: Heterobasidion irregulare TC 32-1
Lineage: Eukaryota; Fungi; Basidiomycota; Agaricomycetes; Russulales; Bondarzewiaceae
Exons: 4
Coding region: 1-1179 (392 amino acids)
Source: RefSeq, a predicted model, not a curated record
AUGGGUGGUGCCAAAGCGACAUUGGUGACCCCCAACUCUAUAAAGCCUCGCCGCUCUCCCCUCUUUCUUUCCAUCACACUCUCUUCCUCCCCACCACCCCCUUGUCCUCUCUCAUGCACUUCGUUACUUACUAUCCUCUCCGCGUCCUCCUUCAUCUGUACAGGUACAUUUCAUCCAUGCCGUUCGCCACUUUUCCCAUUGAACUUCGACGCGCUCCAGGUUAUUAGGCACGAUCGCCUCAAGCACGACGUCAAGCUCAUAGGCACGAUCGCCUUCAAGCACGACAGCAAUUUCACUGGCCGCGUUGUAUCUUCUGGCGACACUGCUCUGGGAUCUGUGGCUUUGGUGUGUGGCAUUGGGCUGUAUCGUUCUCUGGAGGUGGCUUCGAUGUCUGGUUGCUGGUGUGUCUCUUCAACGUGUCUGGGUUCUGUCUUGCCUGCCUUGCUCGUCCUCUUGCUCUUUCUCUCACUGGUGGUUCUUGUCUCUUAUCAUUAUUUGCUGCGCUUUGAUGUCCUUGGCUGCGGUCUGCUCGCUCUUUGCUGUGUUGUAUGCUCGCUUUGGGUUCCCGUCUCUCUGUGUCCUCUCUUCGAUCUGGCUUGCUUGCUCUGUCUGACUUGCUCCUUCUCGUCCUCGCCUUGUCUCCUCUCUUGGCCUUCUCUUUUUUUGCUGAUCGCUGUGGCAUGCUUUCUCUGUUUUACUUGGUCCUCACUUUCUCCUUUACUCGCUGUGGCUUUGAUCUUGGUUUCUGAUGUCUCAUGUCAAUCUUUGCUCGUUUCCGUCUUCGUCCUGGCCUAUCUCAAUCUUAUCUUCUUGCUCGUCUAUCUUGUUUUGGCUGUUAUUCACUCUCGGUGGCCCUGGUCUGUCUCGGCGACGCUCUCAAUCUCUCUUGGUUCUCUCCGGUUCUUGUCUAUCUCCUUUUGGUUCAUCUUGGCGACCCUCUCAGCCCAUCUUGGUCCCGCACCGCCAGACACGACUAUUUCAAUCUGCAAGAGAUCGGGUCGUCAGUUAGGGGGUGUCCGCCCCCGGUGCGUCUCCAUCCGGCUGUGCAUCAUUUCUUUUGUCGGCGAAACCCUUGCUAUAGAUAAUGAAGCACUAGCACCUUAUCAACAACGUCCACUCCAAGGUUCAAGUAUCACACAUCAUUAUGCGACGCAGUUGAGGAUCAAUGUUGUAUUCUAA